Messenger RNA from [Candida] anglica, 2698 nucleotides. The record is from the annotation of a GenBank genome assembly. NCBI's taxonomy places the organism in Eukaryota, Fungi, Ascomycota, Pichiomycetes, Serinales, Debaryomycetaceae.
GUUUAAAUUCAUAAUAGGUAUCCUACGAGAAAUAAAGUAAGGAGGCACCUAAAUAUAGAAGAUAAAAUCUUAUAGAUAGAUACAUAUUUGAAAGUACUUUGGAAGUAAUAGUGCUUGAAAUCGACUCUGGAGAAAAAGAGACGAAAUAAUCAAACAAACCGCAAAGGAGCCACUGCAUUUGUGCAACUGUGGGGGAUUUUUUUUCGAUUAUAGAUACGAAUCAAGGGAUCUUCAUAAAGGGAUUCUAGCAGGUAUCCAGACAAUCGGUUGAGAACGCCAUAUAUAAGAAAGAAAGAGUGUUGAAUUAAGAAGGCAAAACAGAAGGACGAUCCAAUUAUGUCUCAACCAUUCCCGAUCGCGAGUGACCUUAACGCCACUUGGUCAUUUGUACAACCAGGAUUAGAGUUUAUUCUUGGCUCUCAGGGUGACCAGGGUGUCACUUCCAAGAUGUACAUGAAUUGUUACACUGCAAUUUACAACUACUGUAUUAACAAGUCCAGACAUGGUAGCAGUGCAGGAAGUACUUUGGGAGGUAGUCAUAGCAGUAAUUCAUCUAACAACUCAUAUUCCUUGGCAGGGGCUGAGAUCUAUAACAAGCUUGAUCAAUACCUUGUGAGGUUCAUUGGAGGACUCCAUAAGGAAGAAGGUGAACUGUUUCUUGAGUUUUAUGUACGGAAAUGGACCCGUUUCACCAUUGGGGCCGGCUAUAUGAACAAUGUUUUCGAUUAUAUGAAUCGUUAUUGGGUCCAGAAGGAAAGAUCUGAUGGACGAAGAGACGUAUUUGACGUCAACACGUUGUCGUUACUCAAAUGGAAAACUCAUUUGUUUAAUGAAAAUGCUGAGCUUCUUAUCGAAGAAGUAUUGGCACAAAUUGAAAGACAAAGAAAUAAUGAAAUUGUAGAUUCAUCAUUGAUUUCCACUGCUAUUAAAUCAUUAGUAUUUUUGGGUAUUGAUGUUCAAGAUUUGAAAAAGCCAAAUUUAGUAGUUUAUAUUAAACAUUUCGAAAAUGUGUUCUUGGAAAGAACUGCUGAGUAUUAUCAAAAGGAAAGUUCCCAAUUCCUUGCUGAACAUAAUGUUGUUGAUUAUAUGAAGAAAUGUGAAGCUAGAUUAGCAGAAGAAGUCUCUAGACUGAACAAUUAUUUGGAAGAUCAUACCAAACGGUUCUUGUUGGAUACUUUAAACAAAGUUUUAAUUGAGGAACAUGCACAGGGGAUGUAUGACCUGUUUUUGGAAUUGUUGGAACAAUACCAAAUUGGCCAUAUUCAGAGAAUGUAUAAAUUAUUAUCAAGAGUACCGCAUACUCUUCAACCAUUGGCAGAUGGAUUAGAAAGAUAUAUUAAAGAGGAGGCAGUUAAAGAGAUUGAAAGAAUCACAGCAGCCACCGAGGCUGCCAAUCCUACCGGCACUGUAAGUGGUGCUGCAGCUGGGAGAAAGGCAACAGGUGUAUCACCUAAGCUUUACAUCCAUACACUUUUAACCGUAUAUUAUAAGUUUAAUGAUGUUGUCACUUCGGCAUUCUCUAGAGACCCACUUUUCAUCAAGGCUCUUGAUAAUGCUUGUCGUCAUUUCAUCAAUAAGAACCCAGUUGCCACUCCAACCCCAAAAUCUGCGUGCAAGACUCCUGACCUUCUUGCCCGUUAUUCAGAUGCAUUCCUUAAGGCGACUUCGAAGGAAAGUGAUACUGCAGAUAUGUCCACUGAUAAUCUCAUGAUUAUUUUUAAAUUUGUUGAAGAUAAGGAUUCAUUUGAAGAACACUACCGUCGUCUUCUUGCUAAAAGAUUAAUCAACAGCAACACCAAGUCAGAUGAAUUAGAAGAGAGUAUCAUUCAAAGACUUCAAGAAGAGAAUUCCUUGGAAUACACUUCAAAGAUGACAAAGAUGUUCCAAGAUAUGAAGUCAUCAGAUGAUUUAAAGAAUAGUGUAAGAGAUGAAUUAGCUACAAACAACUCCAUAGAACCAGUCAAGGACUUCACUCCACUUAUUCUUGCCCAUUCCAUGUGGCCAUUUAAAUUCUCUGAAGAUUAUGAUCUUAAAUUAGCACCUGAACUUGAACUGUCUUUCAACAAAUUGGAAGAGAUUUAUCAUCGUAAGCAUAAUGGAAGACAAUUACAAUGGCUUUGGAACCAUGGUAAGAGUGAAGUUAAGGCCAAUUUAUCACGCAAGGGUAAACCCCCAUUCCUCUUCACUGUAAGUAAUGUUCAAUUAAUGAUCUUGCUUGCAUUCAACAAAAAGAAUACAUACACUUUUGAUGAGCUUUUAGAAAUUGUUGGUGUUGCUAAACAUACUUUGGAAUCACAUUUACUUCCAUUCACCAAAUACAAGCUUAUUGAUGCUCCUGGCCCUGGUCAAACCAAAUAUACAAUUGUUGAAGAAUACAAAUCGAAGAAACUUAAGGUAAACUUUGUGAGUUCGAUCAAGACUGAAGUGAAGCAAGAAGAAGAUGAUACAAAUAAAGAGAUUGACGAGACCAGAAGAAAUUAUCUCUCUGCAUGCAUUGUACGGAUCAUGAAGACCAGAAAGCAAAUGAAACAUAAUGAAUUGGUGAACGACGUUGCUACGCAAGCAUUAUCACGGUUUAGAGCUAAGAUUUUAGAUAUCAAGAGAGUUAUUGACUAUUUGAUUGAACGUGAAUACUUGAGAAGAGUGGAGAAUGAUACUUAUGAGUAUUUGGCGUGAGGUAGGUAGAAUAAUACACCAC